CGUGACUCCAAUUCAUAUUUACAGUUGCCAGUUUGUUUUCGCAAGGGAGGACGUGAUUUCGAGCCGGAGGCGUAGGUGGCCUUUUCACGCCCUUUAUUUUCCGCUGUGCGAUUUUUCUUCCUCUCCCUUUUCGCCGCCGUCGAGCGUUGGCUUUGCCAGCAGCAGCAGCAGCAGCAGCAUGCCUGCACCGCGGUAUCCUACGUCCUAAUAAGUGAACAUUUCGCGGACGCAAUUGGGACGCGCUACGGGCGAGUCUCGACUUUUCGUUGUUUGUUGUCGCAAAGCUAGCGUUUCUCUCGAUGUGGUGCUGGUGCUAGGCAUGGAAAAUCUGUCAGCGUGAUAGACGUUUAUCGAGGUUGUCCGGAUGAGGUCGAGAGCCGAAAUGGAGGACUUCAAUGACGGCAUGGACGGGAAAGAUGCGAGCUGGAUGCGGAAGGUACACUCGGAGCAGUUUCACACGCUCGUUAAGAUGCACCUGUCCUUCGAGCUGGAUCUCAAUACGGAGGAAACCGAUAUAGCUGAAGUAGUAGAAAAAGCAAAGCUGAAGAAAUGGGGCAUAUUGCACUUUUCAAAGAAACCUAAGUCAAUGUUGAAUCUACAAAAAGGGGUCGAAGGAGCAGCUUUAACAAAAGAGGGAAUUAAUCAAGUAAAGCAGUUAGUAGAAUAUUUGUCCAAAGAAGAUUGUAUAGUACAAGAAGGUAUUUUUAGGCGAACUGGAAAACUUACAAGGCAGCAGGAAUUGAAAAAUGCAUUAUAUCAGGGUUUACCACUCGAUCUCGAAGAGGGAAGAUUUAGUGUUCAUGAUUGUGCAUCUGUUUUAAAAGGAUUUUUAGCCGAUUUGUCAGAACCACUACUGACAGAUCUUCAUUAUCCAGCUCACUGUCAAAUAGCUGAAUUAUGUACUUCCAGCACCAAUGGCAAUGACUCUAGGCUUUUAAGAUCUCUUCAAUUACUAUUACUUCUCCUACCUCCUCCAAAUAGAAUUGUUCUGAAGAAUAUUCUUGGUCUUCUGAAUAAGACUGCAACUCAUGAAAAUAGCAACAAAAUGAACUGUGAUACUUUAGCAACUCUCUUUACUCCACACCUGAUGUGCCCAAGGAAAUUGUCUCCAGAAGCGCUUCAUGUGAAUUCACAAAAUUUAUCUGGACUAGUCGCUUUUAUGAUUAAAAAAGGAGAUGAACUGUUUGAAAUCCCACCAAAGUUAUCUACUGAUAUAAGGGCAUUUUGGGUUGAAACGCAGAAAAAGCUGUUAAGUCCUCAAAAACCGGAUCUGAACGAGUCGACGAGUGACAUGACGGGAACAGCACAUACUGUUUUCAGCUUUGUCAAUCGAGACCUUACGGCGAAAGCGACGGCAACGCAGGACACGCAGGCGGCCCUAGCCCAGCUUUACGCGCACAUACAGUCAAUGCCGGAAUCAGCAAAAAAGCGUCGCCUCGUCAAGCAGUUCAAUAAGGAAAAUGGUCAGGGUACACCACGCCAUGUCAAACAUAACGUUAGCGCCAAGAGUUUCGGUGAUUCCAUAAAAAAGCGCAUCUUCCAGAAGAAAUUAUUGAACCACAAAAAAAUUAUCGAUGUCAAGCUCGGUUGUAAUUUUAGCAGGUCUAGCAGUGAGGAAAAUAUGCUAUCAAAUACUCUGGAAGGUUCAGUACUGCUGCCAAAGGUGUUCAGCAAAUCCAAGGACGAAAUCAGCGACAUGGAUAACUACGAGACUCUUGGUUCGGAAAAUUACGAAGCUUUGAGUCAAGAUAACUUACUCAAAGUCAAACAUAUGAGCAACAGCACCGGCAGUCUUAAUACUCCAAGUCUUACUAAUUACAAGAAAAAGAGCAAGAUCGUGGUUAAGAGCUUGUUUAAUCUUAGCGAAAGAUCAUUCAUGAGCAGCAACAGUAAUAGUCCCAGCAGUGAAAAUAAAGCAUCAAAGAAAAAGUACAAGAAGGGUUUGAAUUCCAAGUUAUCGCUGAGGUACUCGAGGCAUCAUAGUGAGCCUCCAGAUAUGUACUCAUCGCAGCCGUGUUACGUCAACUGCGCCGAGGACAAAGAACUAAUUCGUCAAACUUCAGAAUCGACAAUACCUUUGACAAGCAGAUCAAGUAUCGAGCUGAUUGCUGAAGAUUGCAAAAAUCAGCAGGAAACAAAGGAGCCGCAAAAAGACGAGGAAAAAGGGACAGAGCCGCAAGAAAAGUCGGAUCCGGCCGUAUCCGAAUAUCUAAAUCGAAAAACCAGCGGAGAGAGUACGGCGUUCUUGUUAUCGCCCGCAACCAAAAACAAACUCAAGACCCUUUAUGCUGCGCACACAUCUACUCCUUCAAAUUUACUUAGAAAGAGUUUAGCAGUGAACGACUACAUUCUUACGCCCAUGACCGACGAUGACAAGAGCAUGAGUCCUAUAACUCAAAGCGCUACGAAAAUGACCAAAGCUAUGCAGGAAACAAUGAUGACUCCCAGGUCUCGAAAACCAGUUAUGAUGGUUUCUGCUUCCAAUCUUUGUGGCCUUGCUACAUUGAACAAUGGAUCUAUGCAGUAUGACUCAACUAAUAGCUUACAAACACCAAGCUUUAACUUGAUUAACAGAAAAAAUUACGCUUCUAUUAUCGAAGAAUCGCCAAAUCUAAGUUUGAAUUGUAUUACAAGAAACACAAUUGAAGAUAAAGAGAAUUUUAAAAAAGUUCAAGAUAUUCCAGAAGAACAGAGUUAUGUUACAUGUUUAGAUGAUGGAAGUACAAUUCAAAAGAGUACAACCAUGUCUUUCACUAACAAGGAAUAUUUCCUUUCUAGAAGUGUUUUAACUGCUAGUCCUGUAGAUUUGAGCUUUACCUCUAGGACAGGAGACUUUGAGCAGUCUGAAUCAGAUUUGAAUGUUUUAGUAGAGGAAGGGAAUAAUCCUGGUUCAGAUACUUCUGGAAUAGCUUCAGGAAGUCCCAAUAGCGCUAACAAUUCAACGGAGAAAGUAGAAGAAACGAUUUCUUCUCCUAGAAAACGUUGUACGAGUUUACAACGUAAUGACUCGAAACGUUCCUUCAAGGACGAGUCUAUUGUUGAGCAAUUCAAGACAAACAAAAUUUUAAAACAAAAACAGCUUAGCGAGUCUACGCUGAAUUCUGUUAAAAUUAAGGACUCACUACCAGAAACGUCGUUUUGACGUAAUCUUACAAGUUAUCUAAAGUUCGAGGUGGAAGUGCCUUUUUCGAGAUUGAAGAUCUUAACACAGUGACGAUAGCGAUGAAUUAUUGUGACUGUUGUUCGUGUCUAAAUUGUUAUAUAUUUGCACGCGUUUGACCUAUUGUGAGAUUCUCAAGAUACAGACGAAGUUUUUAAAAACAUACAAAAAUAGUUUGCUAUCUUAUCUAGCAACAGUUAUAGACAUUUUUAAUUAAAUAUUUGUAUGACUAAAAUCUCUCGUGAAGUAAUUAUAAUACGUAAAAUAUGUAUUUGUUAUAAAUGAAUCAAGAUCAAUGUUUUCGAAUAGAAAGGCAAUUUUUCAUAUUGCACAUAAUGAGACUAUUGAAUUUUUACAAGAUGUAUUAAUUUUUAUUAUACAUUUAUAAAAAUAAUUAGCGAAUUAACGACAGAUUGCGAAAAUCAACAAAACGGGAUGAGUAUGAAAUGUUUUUAUUAUAUUAUUUUUAUGUGAAUGUAUGAUGGAUUCUUUCCAUAAGAAAAAUAUACAUUCCUUGGAAGGAAAA
Nasonia vitripennis (jewel wasp) is the source of this 3686-nucleotide messenger RNA. RefSeq lists its product as uncharacterized. NCBI's taxonomy places the organism in Eukaryota, Metazoa, Arthropoda, Insecta, Hymenoptera, Pteromalidae. Gene Ontology annotation, biological process: signal transduction; regulation of small GTPase mediated signal transduction. Gene Ontology annotation, cellular component: cytoplasm. Gene Ontology annotation, molecular function: GTPase activator activity. The record is from RefSeq and is a predicted model, not a curated record. Bases 365 to 3142 code for a protein of 925 amino acids. The transcript is spliced from 7 exons.